AUGGUAAGAAAUUUCUAGCGUUAUAAUAUUUGCCCUAAAAAGAAAAUUCUAGAGAUCAUGUUAUCUUUGUUUACAAAAAAUAAUGAUAGAUGUCUUUGUUUCAUGUGAAUUUAUAGACAUAUAAAAUUAGAAUCAUGAUAGAUUCUUACAGAAAAACGCUGUUUUCUUUUUUUUUCUAAAUUUCAAAUCCUAAUAUAUAACAUUUCAUGACGAGAGCUUCAUCCAAGUUUUUAUGAGCGAGUAGAACUUUGAAAAAAAAAUUACAGAACCUGAAUAACAAUACCUUCUAUAAAAUAUUUAUUUCCUGGUUCAUACAUAUAAUGUUGACCUUUAAAAGUCUACCAUUUCAGAAAACAAACAUUAUUUUCAUGUUAUCUUUUCAGAAACUCUCUUUUUUUGCUAAAAUCUCAUGUGUUUCGUUGAUCCGCGUAGGCUUCACACAAAUUUCCCAAAUGUUUUUUUCUGCACGUCAAAUUUCAAAUAACACAUUUUCCACUGUAAAAAAUGAAUCUAAAAAAGCUUUUCUCACCACAAAACUCAAACUUCAACCGGAAGAAAAUUUUUUGAUCAUUUCAAUGAACCAUAAAAGUGCUUUCCAACUAAAAUUGAGAUUUAGUUUAUUUUUUCAAAAUGAAAAAGAAUUAAUUACAAAAUUGAGGGUCUUCCCCCGAAAAUUGUAUGCAUAUGAAUUUAUGAUUAAUACAUAGAUUAUGCGAUUUCGUUGUGGGCGUCCUUGAUCUUUUCAACGUCGACUUGUUUUGACGUUGAUCAAUAUAAUCUUCGUUUGUUUUUUGCAAAAAAAAAAACAAAACAAAUUUUGUCACAUGUUUGUAGAUAUGCACUUUGUAUUGGGGAAUCCCUUUUUGAACUAUGUAAUAUUUGUUUUUCAUUCACUUACACAUACUUUCAAAAGUAAAAAAAAUCGACUUUAGUUGUUUGAUAUUUGCUCCCAUUUUCAUUGUGAAAAUAGUGAGAGAAAUAGAGAAGACAAGACAAUGAGUAAUUAAUAGUACUCUAGGUGCACUCUUUGACUUUUUUCUGUUGAUCAAUCGAUAAUUUCUGGGUUCAUUCGUCAUUCUUUGUUGGUUUUUUGAUGUAAUACAAGAUAAAGUGAUGUUUGAAGUCAGUUGAAUAGUGCAAAUCUGACGUCCUUCUAAUUCCAAGAACCCUGUCUCGAAAAAUAUCGAGAAUCUUUUUCAGUUAUUUUUAUUUCAGUCUGUCGUUACCGUUUUUUUUUCCAAUUUUUCUCUAUUUCUUUUAAUUUUCAAACAACUUAAGAUUAAAUACAACAAAACGUUGUUAUUUGUUUUCAAAAUAAUUCCUGGUCUGAAUAAAAAAAUAGACAUCAAUCAAUAGUACACAGCCUGUUUCCCGCAUGAUAGGAUGGCGGGAACAAAAAUUAAUAGAUUGCGAGAAAUAUGGAGGGCACAGAGAAACAUGAUUUUUCCGAGUGAGUGUUGCGUUUUCUCUCUGCCAUCUCUCUGGUUUUUUCUUCAUCUUUUUUAUGUCUUGCGAUUUGGUUCAGUUGGAAUCACACGUUCAUAGCACUCAUCUCGUACCCCCAUGAAUAUGCCUUUCUCUGUCGCUCUCUUUUCUUCGUCAAUCUCUUGCUGGCACAUUUUUUUGUUCCAAAAACUGCGCUCUCUUCAUUUGUUGUGCUCUUUUUUCUUCUAUGUAAUUUGCACUCGCCCUUCUUUCCUUAUUCUCUUUUUUUCCAGACUUGCUCUCCGUUCAAAGUUUCGCUACGACUUUACGUCAUUUUUUAUUUGCAACCAGUACAAGUUGCAAAUAAUUCACCCUAUCGCAAACAGUUCAUAUUUCAACAAACGAAACUGUAUAACAAAACUGGAGCCGCUGAAAAUUACUCGCAUUACGAUUAUCAUCAAAUGCCCUAUGUUAGUUUUUUUUCAAUUAAUUCUAAAGUGCACCUUCUUUUGGGAAUAUUUUUAUUUGGGUUUUGAUUUUCCGCAACAAAAUGUCUAAAAUAAAGAUCUCCAUGUUGCGCAAAAUUAUUAUCAGUUAUUGUAUUUGCAGCAAGGACAAAUCAAAUUGAUAAGAAAAUUGUCAAAUUCCGGGUUGAAAAAUGAAAUAUUUACAAGUUCAAAAAUGAUUCAAUUUUUUCAGAAUAGUAGUGUGGCAACGAGUAUGUACAAUACUCGGAGAUCCGCAUACUUGAAUGCAUGUAGCACAUCGGAAACAAUCACAUCACAACGAAAUCAUUUGGCUUCAUGGUCACAGGAUGAUGAUUAUAUUCCAACAUCGUGUGGUUCAAACAAUUCACCGCUACAAUAUCAUUCUGCAAAAGGAAGGUCUUCUUCACCAAUAGGUUUGUGUUUUUUUGGAGAACAGAAAAAAUAACGAUGCUAAUUUAGAUCAAAAUUAUGAGACUAGGGAGAAAAAAUCGUCUAGAAAACGAGCGAAUACAACAUCAAGUGGUAGUGGAGAGAAUAAAAGGACUGCGAACAAGGUAAUUAAAAAAAAUUAAAAAAAUUGAAACAGUGAAAUUGUAUUGUCUCACAAAACAUCUGAAAGAUUAUGAGUUUUUGGUUUUCUAGGCCAUAUUCUUUUUCUUCCAAGGAUCGAAACAUUUUUUAAUUCACAUAUUUUUUAAUACUUUUUUAAAUUCACACAAUCUUGUAAAGCAUAAAAAACCAAAAUUGAACUUUUGAAAUCCCUUGAAAACAAAAAAAUAUUCUAGAUCUGUCGAGUCUGUGGGGAUAAAGCGUUCAGCUACAACUUCAACGUCAUCACUUGUGAAUCUUGCAAAGCGUUUUUCAGAAGAAAUGCCAACAAAGUAAUUUUAAUUUCUCAUUUUUAAUUAACUCAACCAUAGAGCAAAAAUUAUUUUUUUAGGAAAAGGAAAUCCGUUGUCCUUUUAAUGAACGAUGCGAAAUCAAUACAGUAUCUCGUCGGUUUUGUCAAAGAUGUCGGCUUGCCAAAUGCUUUAACGUUGGAAUGAAAAAAGAAUGGAUUAUGUCAGAUGAAGCACGAUUAGAAAAGAAACAACGUGUCGAGGAAAAUCGAGAGAGACGGUUACAGGAUGCUUUGAAUCGAGCAAUGGAAGAAGACUCGAUUGAUAGUGAAGAGCAAAGUUUGGAUGAAGCACCUGAACCACAAAUGAAUCAACAGAAUAUGCAGGAUGAAUCGAUGCUUCCUUCAAUGCAACAACAAAUGAAUCAGAAUCAAAACCAAAAUCAGAAUCAAAACCAGAAUCAACAAUAUCAAAUGAAAGAUGAUUCGAAGCAAAAUGCAAUGUUUUCACAGAACAAUGACUUCUCGAAUCACGCAUAGUAAGUUAUUUUGAAAUUUAAUUUUGGGAUUCGGAAGUUUUAAUAAUGGAGAACUUCUAAGCUUUAAAUUCAUCACAAAAAUUGUACUUUUUUUAAAUGCCCUUUCAAGCCCGUACAAAAGCCUUAAUAAUCUGAAUUUGAUAAAUCCCUAUCUGAAUUUAGCCCCCCAAAAGUAUUUUGAAUGAAAAGUGCAUUUAUAGAAUCCACAUGAGGUCUACAUCAGUUGUACUUUCUAUAGCUGGCUAGACAUAAUUUGUAUUCUAAUUUCUUGAGUUGUUGGAAUCGUUGAUCUCUGAUUAAAGAUAUCCCGUUUCAGUGAUUUUGCUGGAAUGACCUCGCACACAUCAACUUCUCAACUAUAUCACCCGCACCAAAUGGUUGAUCCGAUCCCAACCACUGGCGCUUCGUCGACUGCAGAUGUUAGCGCAACAACAACAUCAAUGCCAACGAUGGAUAUUGAUCCAACCACAACUAUGACAAGCAACGGAUUUAUGCCGCCAUCGUUGGCUCGAAUGGAUCAAUCUGGUCUCAUUCCACCGGUUGAAGUUGAGCAAACUUUGUUGAAUGUUCAGGCUCAAGCUCAACUUGCUGCACAGGUUCAACACGUUCAGGCUGCCAUUAAUCAUCAGCAACAACAGGUAUAUUCUGUUUUCUCUGUGUUGCUUUUGAAUUAGUCUUUAUUUUAGCUUGCCGCUGCUGUAGUCGCUCAACAAGUUGUCGCUCAAAUGGGUGUUCCGCCAGUUCCAGCUACUAACAAUCUACCCCCACCAAUCAUCCCACCAACACCUGCUCUUCAGCAAAAUCUCAAUCCGAUGACACCAAUCGCUCCUCAAAUUAUUCAACCACCGACUGGAAAUGUUGUUAUGAAUCAGAUCAAUCAACAGAACUCUGAUAUGAUUACAAUACCCAAAGAAGUUUUGUUGAAGCUGAUUCAGAGCAAUUCAAUAAGAUCAAUGAGUUGCAGUUGUAGUUGUGCGUGUGGAAGAUAUCCGCCAGGAUCGAAUAUUGUUGAAGAAGUCACCAAAGAUUUGUUGAAUGGUGGAAGUUCGAAUAGCAGUUCAGCAGAUCCACAAAAAGAGGAAACACGAUUAGAAACCGCAGAAGAUAUGCAAAGAAAUGGAUUGUUACCUUCAGAUGAUAGUAGUGUACAAUGGCUAAAUAGUGCAGCAUUGAAUAUUGAUCCGUCCUAUAUGGAAGAUUCUUGCUCGUCGCGACGUGACUCGGUUUUCAUUCCUCUACUUGAAAACGGUGCUUAUUACACCAAAGUCACAAUAUUUAUCCCCAAUUUAGAUUUAUUUUCAGCAUUGUCGGAUCCGGUGCCUCCAGAAUUCACCGAUCUUGAAAAGGAAAAAUUAAGUGAGGUGAAUGCACUUGCGAAUCAAUGGAUGAAUGAUGGAUUGGAUAGUUUUUCACUUCUCGAACUUCACAAAGAUCGCGGUGUUCGUCUUAUUACAAACGGUUUGAGAAUAAUCACAAGUUUUGAUUCACUUCCCAGAGAGGAUAAAAAACUGCUGGUUUAUCGUAAGUUUGGAUGAAUGAUUUGAAAAAAUCAAUUUUUAUUUAUUUUUUUUUCAGAACGUCUUCACGCAUAUUGUGUGGUCAAAUGGAUUCAACAUAAUGAAAGUAUGAGUUUGGAAGGCAUAAAAUCUGAUUUAGCUCAUAAAUUGACAAGGUAGGCAUUUUUAUAUGAAAAAUAUCAUAUCAUCUUCCACUCUUUGAAAUUUUUCUGGAAAAAAAUAAUGAUUUCCUGAAUCGAAAACUAACUGGAAUCCUGAUAUUCAUUUUGAUUUUCAGAAUAUUGGAACACGACGCGAUGAAUCUCCGAGUUCAGCCAAGUGUUUUCAAUACUUUGGCAGUUAUCUUGUUAUAUCAUGUUGAUGAACAAUCCGAUCUUGCUGACACAGUUCAAGGGGAUCGUGAUGAAUAUAUGAAAUUGUUGCAAAAGUGAGUAUUCUUAUUCCCUUUUUAUUUUUUUUUCUAAUUUUCAAUAUAAAAAUUUUUCAGAGUAGUUGCGAUGAAUAGUAUGAGAGAUGAUGAAUUUUCCCAACUCCUCGAAAUUGUUCCAGAUGUUCUUAGUGCAGCAGCAUAUCUUUGUGAACUGACUGGUGGUCUACAAGAAUACUUUUUAGAUACAUUGUUUUAA
Messenger RNA from Caenorhabditis angaria, 5433 nucleotides. NCBI's taxonomy places the organism in Eukaryota, Metazoa, Nematoda, Chromadorea, Rhabditida, Rhabditidae. The record is from the annotation of a GenBank genome assembly.